AUGGACACAACUGUCAGUGAGAAGCCUCUGACAGGUUCCAUGGCGUCGGCUGCAAAGCUGUCAUUGACAGACGCGGACAAACACGACAAGACUCGACGCAUUCAGCAAGCUUGCCAUCAAAAGCACGUUAGCGUCCUGAUUGAGCUUGCGAGCUCGACUGGGGGCCUGUUGGCGGACGACUUGCGCCGCAAGGCCUGGCCAAUUCUACUGGGUUUCGCACCUGAAGAUUCAAGACCGGUCGAGCAAACGCAGGCAAAUCAGGAUCACUGGAGGACUUUACCACGUCACCCCGACGAGGAUCAAGUACAACUCGAUGUUGAUCGUGCCUUUGUAUAUUACCCUAAAGAUGAAUCCGAACAGUCACUCGAAACCAAGAAGGCAGAGCUCUCCGAUCUGAUUGUUUCGACCUUGAGAACCCAUCCCAUGCUCUCCUACUUUCAGAGCUAUCAUGAUGUCGUACAGGUUCUGUUACUGGUGCUUGGGAAGCAACAAGCCAUGGCUGCCGUUCCACGAAUCUCACUAUGUCGCCUUCGGGACUACAUGCUACCGACGAUCGCACCUGCAAGAAGACAUUUCGAGCUUGUAUCAGCUGUUGUGAAGGCAGCCGACCCCGAACUGGCAAAUCAUAUUGCUCAAGCUGAGAACAUCUUUGCGCUCUCGGCGACUCAUUCCCUGUUUGCGCACGAUAUUUACAACUACGGCGACAUUGCCAGGCUUUACGAUUUCUUGCUGGCACAUGAACCAGUUAUGAGCAUCUACUUGUUUGCGGCGGUGACAAUAUCACGGCGGUCGGAACUGCUGGAAAUGCCUCCCGACGAAUCCGACAUGCUGACGUUCGUGAUAUCCAAAUUACCACAAACUUUCGACAUCGAUGCGCGGAUCCAGGACGCCUUGGCUCUGUUCCGAGACCAUCCACCUCAGACCCUCCCUGGCUUUGUCUGGUGGCGCCUGUCACAAUACAGUGUGCUCAAGACCUCGCGACAUAUUGAACCACCUCAAAGCCUCGAAGAGGCCGAACGUUUCGGCCAGAAGCAGAUUGAACAGCUUCAGAGGCAGGAAUUGAUGGAGAAGAGAGCCCUCCUGCUUUACAAGUACAGGAAGCCGGCAACAUCCCUAGCCGCCAUGCUUAUGGUUGGAGCAUUCGCCGUCUGGGUGAGGAGGAAUGGGCAUGACAAGGUGUUCUGGUCUGUCGUCGCCACCACAUAUUCGUACCUGUCAAGACCGGGGUAG
Messenger RNA from Cladophialophora yegresii CBS 114405, 1230 nucleotides. RefSeq lists its product as uncharacterized. Gene Ontology annotation, biological process: positive regulation of GTPase activity; endoplasmic reticulum to Golgi vesicle-mediated transport. Gene Ontology annotation, molecular function: GTPase activator activity. The record is from RefSeq and is a predicted model, not a curated record. Lineage: Eukaryota; Fungi; Ascomycota; Eurotiomycetes; Chaetothyriales; Herpotrichiellaceae. The transcript is spliced from 3 exons. Bases 1 to 1230 code for a protein of 409 amino acids. Gene Ontology annotation, cellular component: endoplasmic reticulum membrane.